Molecule: messenger RNA, 3729 nt
Organism: Penicillium pulvis
Lineage: Eukaryota; Fungi; Ascomycota; Eurotiomycetes; Eurotiales; Aspergillaceae
Exons: 2
Coding region: 1-3729 (1242 amino acids)
Source: RefSeq, a predicted model, not a curated record
AUGUACGGGUCGAAUCAAUCCGAUCCCCAACAGCCAGAAUGGCGACUGCCAGCGCGCCGUCCCAUACCAACUUCUGAGCCUGCACCACCACCGCAGCCUCCCCGGCCUCCGACGAGUGGUGCAAUAUAUCACUCAGCAAGCUAUGGCCCAACAUCCAAUACCAAUAACGCUGUGCGGCCGAAUGUGUCGUCGUCCCCCGUAUCGCCCUUAUCGGGAAUGACCGAUCCCCGAACAUGGGGGGUUCAGUACAACAAGCAUACGAUUCACGCUCCUCCACCACUUCCGCCCCGACCACCGAGCACCAACGAACAGCCCAAUCUUUAUGCGCCGCCGCCGCAGUCGCAGUCGCAGCCCCACUCACCCGCCUUGAACCCCAAUAUUCCUCCACCCUCGGUUUCACAUCAAACAUAUGAGGCGUUCGCAGAUGCUCGGCCUCCAUCAGCAAACAGUAUUCCACCACCGUAUAAUUUUCCACCGCGAGAAAAUCAAGCUCCAAGUCCGCAAUAUCAAAUACCUAAUGUUCCCCCGCCGCCUCCUAAGAUUCCCCAGGAUCAGCCCGCAGCUAGCCAACAACCUAAUACCAUUCGGCCUCCACUACUCGCACAGGGUAUUGGUCCAGCAGCUACACAGGGAUCAUAUGGACGUGCUUCGGAUCCUCAUGCAGCUCCCGCAUUUUCAUCUGCGCUAGGCCCCGGGACACCUUCCGACUGGGAACAUUUAGGUCCGACGGAGGGCGACUUUGAUGAUGCGCCAUGGUUUCCACCUAGAGAUCUUGCUCCUCCGUCGCCGGAGACUAUUCAAACACCCCCUGGCUUCUCUACUGGACUUUCGAGACCUGUUGCGACCAAUGUUUCCACGUCUCAGCCACCAGCUAAUCCCCAUCAGCAGGCCUAUGGUCCUACGUCGCAGCCACCAGCGAAUCCCAGUCAACAGGCCUAUGGUUCCACGUCGCAGCCACCAGCGAAUCCCACUCAGCCGGCCUAUAGUCCUAUAUCUCAGCCACCAGUGAACCCCAUUCAGCAGACCUAUGGUUCCACGUCGCAGUCACCAGUGAAUCCCAGUCAACAGGCCUACGGUUCUACGUCGCAGCCACCAGCGAAUCCCAUUCAGCAGGCCUAUAAUUCCACAUAUCAGACUCCGAGGCCACAGAAGAAUGACCCUGUUUCGCCAGUUAGCCCCUCCACAGGGCACAGGCUUCAUGCAGCGCCUCUCAACCGCAUGGACAGCGUCAGCUCCAGUAGCACAUGGUCACAGCGUACUGAAAGUAUCGACAAUGUCAUCGAUGCAUGGGUAAAACCUCUGGAGCCCGCACCAAAAGCCACUGAGUCCGAUAAGGCUAGCUCGAUAUCACACCUAGACCUUCCGUCUAGAAGUGCCCAGAAUAGCCCGGUGGAGAGCCCGAAACCGCAAUCUCCUCUACCGGAUAGGGGACCAACACCCAACACAGAAAGUCCUGCGGAAGUGAGAGGCAAUAUUGUACACCAGCCCGUCGAUCCAUAUGAGGAUCUUGAUCCAUGGUUUAAAUCAUCUCUGACGCGCUGCGUUGCGAUGCUACGCAAAGAGGCAGUGGCUGAUUCCGAUGAAGAGCGCUUCAAAAUAUUCACGGCGUUCAUGGCUAAGGAAACUAAGCUUCGAGAGAUCAUGUAUAACAUUGAACAUGAGCCUCCUGUCGUCCAAGAGGACCGUUCCUCUAGGGCUCCGCAGCGAUCAUCAAUUUCUGAAGAGCGUAAGCCGCCUAUUGAGUCUGGACUGAUUCCUGUGGAGACGGAAGAAGUUGAAUCACCUACCAAAAUCUGUGAAGACGUACAUGAUGAUGAUGAUGAUGAUGAUGAUGAUGAUGCAGGGAGCGAAUACAGUGCAGGCGGUCGUCCCAUAAUGAGUAAAGAACCUGGGCGCGGCUCAUCAUCGCAGAAGCCCAGGCUUUCAAUUUUUCCAGAGGAGGAGGAGAAGCCAAAACAUCCUGCUCGGACUUACUCGAUGCAUCUUUCAGAAGAACAGCCGCCUUUGGAGCCCCUCGCAUCGGAGCCUCCGCGACCUAUCUACACCCCGUUUCAAUACACCGAGGGACCACAACGCGGUUCGGAUAAUCUGACAUUUGCUCGUCCAGCGUAUCAGGCCUACUCUGAUUUACGACAAGCAUCAGCUACCGGACGAGUUAUGUCAAAUGUCCCUCCUCAAUCUGAGUCUGCUUCUUUGACUACGUCCACAUCUCCGUCUGAACUUGAUGAGACUUUUAUUGGUCUUAUCCGGCAUAAGAGUAAUGCCUAUCAGGCAAUCAGCCGGCGGACCGCUAGUCCACUUCCUUCGCUGCCGGAAUCACUUAGGCAAGGUCGAAAGGAAGACUUGCUUGACGAUUUGCGUACACUGGUUCGGACUCCUUUAGACAAUCAGCCCGAAAGCCCAUGGCACAGCACAGCUCGGGAAAGUUUCGGUAAAUUUUCGGAUGAUCUAUCUUACGUUCAAAAGUCCAUUGACGACUGGGAACACGCCGCUACGGAACGUCGGCACAAACUUGAUGACGAUCGUGCGACUCGACAAGAGCAGUCGGAGGCUCACAUUGACACGCUAUUCAACGAUAAGGAGAUCGGCUAUGCGGACAUCAAUACCCUAGAAGAGAACUUCCGACAGACUGAAGCGCGUACUCAGCUUGAUGAAGAAAGGAAAGAAGUUGAUGACUUUAUAUCUCAGGUCUUCAAUCCCGUGGAUAAACGUCUGAAGGAUGAGAUCUCUGCGCUUCGCAAGUCGUAUGAAUCCGCGGUGAACCAGCUUGAUCGGGAUCAAAAAGCGAAAAGCACUACUUCUGACCGACACAGUCCGUCAGUGACGAUGAAGAUGGUCUAUGAAAUCCACAGCCAGCUCGAAAUCCGGUUCCAGAAGCGACUUGAGCUUGCACUGGACUGUGAGCGACGACGUAAGAGGGCCGAGCGUCGUCCCCUCGUUUUCAUGGGUGACAUGGCCAGCCUUCGACAGCUUGAUGGAGACUUUGACCUUAUGGAAAAACGAAACAUCUUGGAAGCAGCGAAGGAUCGUGAUGGACGUGCCAAUCAGCUCAUGGAUUCCUUUGAUGAUGCCAUCCUGCACGGCUUAGGUAUGAAUCAAAGCCUUUUGGACGAGCUUUCAUCGAAAGCAGCCCGCCUCGAUUCCACGAACCUCCGCGCUUCCGGUCUCCCCGAUUCUGAAAUCGAACAGAUCCUCAGGUCGGUGACAACCUUCGCCGUGUCACUUCGAGCCGAUUCUGAAGCGAUCCUUCGCAUGUCAGGAGUCGCAGAAAAGGCUCUAAAUGAUGCCGACUACGCGGUGUCCGUUGCCGAAGCGCGAUAUGCAAAUUCGGAGCCGGAUAUCUUCGAGCGCCUCAAAGCCGAAAAGAAGAAAGAGGAUUCGAUUCUCGAUCGCGAUCUGGACUCGAAGCUGCAGAGUAUCCAGAAAGGUCCUCAAGCUCUUGAUGCUACUAUCCAACGGCUUAUCCGGGACUUGGCGAAGACCCCCAGAGUUGCGGCACCGGUUUCUGUGGUCAUCGAGGAAGCGACUCCUGUGAGUCAGUCUGUCGGUGUACCAUCCUUGGAAUUACCCUUGGAACUUCGCCCGGCCACCGUUCGCCCUCCCACUGUAGCUCCUAGUCACACGCCACCUGCACGUCGCCUCUCGGACCCGAAGGACGAGCACCAAGACAGACUACGUAGGGCGUUGGAGGACGCAAAGAAGCGUAAUGCGGCCAAAUCGAGCCAAUAA